AUGCAUCUCACUUCUCUCAUAAUAACUUCGAGCUUAGUUAUUAUUUUUGCUCUCCUAGUCUUUCCCCUUCUUUCAACCCUCACACCCAACAUUAAACCCCUAAACUGAGCAACCACACAUGUCAAAACAUCUGUAAAACUCAGCUUCUUCAUUAGUCUCCUUCCCCUAUUUAUUUUCUUAAACGAAGGGGCAGAAACAAUCAUUACCUCCUGGACAUGAAUAAACACCACCUGCUUUAAUAUUAAUAUCAGCCUUAAAUUCGAUCAAUACUCUAUUAUUUUCAUCCCUAUUGCCCUUUAUGUAACCUGAUCUAUUCUUGAAUUCGCAUUAUGAUAUAUACACACAGACCCCAAUAUAAACCGGUUCUUCAAAUAUCUUCUGAUUUUCCUUAUCUCUAUACUUAUUUUAGUAACAGCAAACAAUAUAUUCCAACUAUUUAUCGGCUGAGAAGGAGUAGGCAUUAUAUCCUUUCUCCUCAUUGGUUGAUGAUCCGGACGAACCGACGCUAACACCGCUGCCCUUCAAGCAGUUUUAUACAACCGAGUAGGAGAUAUUGGACUGAUCUUUGCCAUAGCCUGAAUAGCCACAAACCUAAACUCUUGAGAAAUAGAACAAAUUUUUAUUACUUCUAAAGAUUUUAAUCUUACCUUUCCACUUCUCGGCUUAAUUCUCGCUGCCACCGGCAAAUCCGCCCAAUUUGGUCUUCACCCUUGACUGCCAACUGCCAUAGAAGGCCCUACGCCAGUCUCUGCCCUACUUCACUCGAGCACUAUAGUUGUCGCUGGCAUUUUUCUCCUCGUACGAAUAAGCCCACUCUUAGAAAAUAAUCAAAUUACUUUAACUACUUGCCUAUGCUUAGGGGCACUUACUACCCUCUUUACAGCCACCUGUGCUCUCACACAAAACGACAUCAAAAAAAUCAUUGCUUUUUCAACAUCCAGCCAACUAGGCCUAAUAAUAGUAACUAUUGGACUCAACCAACCUCAACUCGCUUUUUUACACAUCUGCACCCAUGCUUUCUUCAAAGCAAUACUUUUUCUCUGCUCCGGGGCCAUCAUUCACAACUUAAAUAAUGAACAAGACAUCCGCAAAAUGGGGGGAAUACACUAUCUUACCCCAUUUACUUCUUCUUGUUUAACAAUUGGAAGCCUCGCUCUAGCCGGAACCCCCUUUCUAGCAGGCUUUUUUUCAAAAGAUGCAAUCAUUGAAGCCCUAAACACAUCCAACCUAAACGCCUGAGCCCUCACCCUCACCCUUUUAGCCACCUCUUUUACAGCUAUCUACAGCCUUCGAAUAAUUUUUUAUGUCUCUAUAGGACACCCCCGAUUCAAUAGUCUUUCCCCUAUUAACGAAAAUAACAAAACCCUGAUUAACCCUAUUAAACGUUUAGCCUGAGGAAGUAUUAUUACUGGCCUUCUUCUUUCCUCUAACAUAUUUCCCCUCAAAACCCCUAUCAUAACUAUAACCCCCUUACUUAAACUAACCGCCCUAAUUAUUACAGUAACCGGAUUACUUUUAGCCCUAGAACUAGCUUCUCUUACAAGUAAACAACACCAAACAAACCCUAACUUAACCCUUCAUCAUUUUUCCAACAUACUAGGAUUCUUCCCCUCCAUCAUUCACCGUUUCUCCCCUAAAAUCAACUUAAUACUCGGACAAAUAGUCGCCAAUCAAAUAAUUGAUCAAACCUGACUUGAAAAAAUAGGCCCAAAAACCAUCGCUACCUCCAACUUCCCUCUAAUUAUCAUUAUCAGCAACUCCCAACAAGGCAUAAUUAAAACAUACUUGGCUUUCUUUCUACUUACUAUUACCCUUGCCCUUAUUUUAACAAUAAAUUAA
Messenger RNA from Pseudoliparis swirei, 1839 nucleotides. NCBI's taxonomy places the organism in Eukaryota, Metazoa, Chordata, Actinopteri, Perciformes, Liparidae. The record is from the annotation of a RefSeq genome assembly.